Helicoverpa zea (corn earworm) is the source of this 1982-nucleotide messenger RNA. It is a transcript of the gene Ate1, whose product is annotated as arginyl-tRNA--protein transferase 1. NCBI's taxonomy places the organism in Eukaryota, Metazoa, Arthropoda, Insecta, Lepidoptera, Noctuidae. Gene Ontology annotation, molecular function: arginyl-tRNA--protein transferase activity. Bases 142 to 1644 code for a protein of 500 amino acids. The transcript has 8 exons. Gene Ontology annotation, cellular component: cytoplasm. Gene Ontology annotation, biological process: protein arginylation. The record is from RefSeq and is a predicted model, not a curated record.
CACACACGUUCGUUUGACUAUUCUGUUAUUUUCUUUUCCACUUGGAUUUUGUUUGGGUCAGAAUUUCAAUUAAUAAGAUUUUAUCCACGUUUUAUCUGCAAAUUUGAUAAAUCGUCAGUGGACGUCACUGACUUUGGUACGAUGUUACGAAGUCUUGUUGAGUAUUAUGCUGAACAUGAGCAUUAUAGAUGUGGCUAUUGUAAGCGCCCUGAUACUAAUUAUAGCCAUGGUAUGUGGGCUCAUGCUAUGACCGUGAGUGAUUAUCAGGAUUUAAUUGAUAGAGGAUGGAGGCGUUCAGGAAAAUAUUGUUAUAAGCCAACCAUGGACGUAACUUGUUGCCCUAUGUACACUAUACGAUGCAGGGCCUUGGAAUUCAAACCUUCAAAGUCGCAAAAGAAGGUUUUGAAGCGUGUCAACAAGUUGUUAGUUGGUCAAGAUGGACCCGAGCCAUGUCCCGAGAGUGGUCGCAAGAUGUCAACUGGCAGCAGUGGCAGUGAAGUUUUAGCUGAAGGGUUUGAGGAAGGCGGAGAGCAGUUCAUUGAGACCAUGAGGGAACAUCAAGAUAUUAACUUGGAUAUGGUUAAAAAUAGUGAAGCUUUAGAUUGCUCGGGAGAUGAAGUUGGAGAUAGCAUGGUUCAUAAGGAUGUAAUGAAAAAUGUUCAGCUUGAUUCUGCUCCACCUCAGGAGAAAAUAGUUAAAAAAGAUACAGGCCCUGAUCCCAAUAAAGCACCCUGUAAAAAAGCCAAACAGUUGAGGAGAGAGCGAAAGUUGGAAAAACUCAAAGAGAAGGGUAUUGAAGUAUUACCUGUAAACACCCGCAAAAACAAAGAAAAACAAAUUGAAGAUUUUAUAAACGAGUUGCCUGAUGAUGUCAAGCAUAAACUAGAGAUAAAAUUAGUUAGAACUUCACCGCCGAGUCCCGAAUGGUUAGCAACGGCUAAGGAGACACAUGAAGUGUACGUCAAAUAUCAAAUGACAAUUCAUAAUGAUAAGCCAGAUAAAUGUACAGAACCAAAGUUCAAAGACUUUUUGGUCCAAAGUCCGUUAUUGGAAGAGCAUAGAGAGAAUGGACCUCGGUGCGGCUAUGGGUCGUUCCACCAGCAGUACUGGCUGGACGGCAAGUUGAUAGCCGUGGGUGUCAUAGACAUUCUGCCUAAGUGCGUGUCUUCUGUUUACUUCUUCUAUGACCCACAGUAUAUGCACCUUACGCUAGGAACCUAUGGAGCUUUGAGGGAGAUUGAAUUCACAAGAAGCAUGCAUUCCCAAUGCCCGCAAAUAGAGUAUUAUUACAUGGGAUACUACAUUCACUCUUGCUGCAAAAUGAGGUAUAAGGGAAACUUUUAUCCUUCCGAUCUAGCUUGUCCAGAGACUUACAAAUGGCUUCCACUAUUAGAAUGUAUUCCUAAGCUAGAGGCUUCGCCGUACUCAAGGUUGGACCCCGAUAUAGAUAGUGUAGAUGAAAAUUUCCCUAAAGAAAGUGAUUUGAACUAUAUACCGAUGUGGGUGAAUGGUGCUGUGAUGUUGUAUAAAGCUUAUAAGAGACAUGCAGCUGGUAAGAAGAAUGCAAACAAAGUGAACGAACUCAUUGAGUAUUCGCGUCUAGUCGGCGCUAAAUCAGCUAAAAGUCUAAUAUUAGUUCGGUAGAUGUACACAAAAGCCAAUUUUCUCCUGUGUUAAAAAGCCCUUAUGAAGAGUGUAAACUUAAAAGUGAUCUAAUCGACACCAAUUGUUAACACUAUACAACUAUUCUAGUAAAAUACCUCCCUUUUGCAAUAAUACAACCUGUUAAAGUUUUGAACACCUAUUUAGGCAGUUACAUAAUUAAAAUUUUAUAGAUUAUCAAAGAAAAUAUUAUAGAUUUUGCCGUCUUCCUGCAGAUUGUAAUAACCUAUCCAUUUUUAGGGUUCCGUACCUCGAAAGGAAAAAACGGAACCCUUAUAGGAUCACUUUGUUGUCCGUCUGUCUGUCUGUCUGUCUGUCUG